GGUCGGGGCGGGGAUGGCAAGACGGUGGUGGUGAGGGUGGGGUUUUCCAGGGACGAUGCCGUCCGCCUUCUCAGUCAGCUCUUUCCCUGUCAGCAUUCCUGCCGUGAUCACGCAGACAGACUGGACCGAGCCCUGGCUCAUAGGGCUGGCUGUCUUCCACAUACUGUGCCUGCUGCUCACAUGUCUGUCAUCCCAGAGGUACGAAGUACAGGUUGGACAUUUCCUGUGCUUAGUAAUUUUAGUGUAUUGUGCUGAAUAUAUCAACGAAGUAGCAGCAAUGAACUGGAGGUUACUUUCAAAAUACCAGUAUUUCGAUUCACGGGGGAUGUUCAUUUCCAUAGUGUUUUUGGCACCACUGCUGCUCAACGCCAUGAUCAUUGUGAUUAUGUGGGUCCGAAAGACUUUGGAUGUGAUGGCUGACCUGAAAACCCUACAGGAGAAGAGAAGAGAAAGGAAAAGAAAAGAAGAGUGAUGCCGGAACGGUUGUGGUGGUUUUCUUGGCGGAAUUCGGUUUUCCUCCGCGUCGUCGUUUGUGGGCUUCCUUAUUAGCGCCCACUCAUGUCUGUACGGAGCAUUCGCGCCAUCGAGCACACCUUACAAUUGCUCUUCAAAAUAAAUGCUACUGUC
Messenger RNA from Leptonychotes weddellii (Weddell seal), 627 nucleotides. Its product is annotated as transmembrane protein 18-like. The record is from RefSeq and is a predicted model, not a curated record. NCBI's taxonomy places the organism in Eukaryota, Metazoa, Chordata, Mammalia, Carnivora, Phocidae. Gene Ontology annotation, cellular component: nuclear membrane.